Messenger RNA from Stegodyphus dumicola, 545 nucleotides. RefSeq names its product neuronal PAS domain protein dysfusion (gene dysf). The record is from RefSeq and is a predicted model, not a curated record. Gene Ontology annotation, biological process: regulation of transcription by RNA polymerase II. Lineage: Eukaryota; Metazoa; Arthropoda; Arachnida; Araneae; Eresidae. Gene Ontology annotation, molecular function: RNA polymerase II transcription regulatory region sequence-specific DNA binding; protein dimerization activity; DNA-binding transcription factor activity, RNA polymerase II-specific.
CUGAGACUUUAGAUGGCAUUGGAGAGAUUUCCCCCAAAGAAACUUUAAUUUUUGACAACAACGAUGAUCCACCAGCUGGAAGCUGUUCUGAUUCUGUUCCACUGGUCGUUGCUACAGAUUUUCUCCCUGGAGCAUGCAUGUCUUUCGAUGCGAAUAAAUCGACGAAGGGGGCGUCGAAACUUCGCCGAGACCUCAUCAACGCGGAGAUCGCCAAUCUGAGGGAUCUCCUGCCUCUGCCUUCGUCCACGAGGCAGCGGCUCUCGCAGUUGCAGUUGAUGGCCCUCGUCUGCGUGUACGUAAGGAAAGCCAACUAUUUUCAGCAUGUGUUCAGGAAGCACGAACUACCUCAAGAAAACAUGAUUCCUCACUUUGGCUUCUCAAAGGCUUUGAGCGGUUUCCUCAUGAUGAUGACCCAGAACGGAAAACUUUUGUACAUAUCAGAUAACGCGGCAGAAUAUCUGGGACACUCCAUGGUAAGUUCUUUUAAUUUUAUAAUUAAAGAGUUCUUUCACGAUUCAAGAUGCUCUCAACAUAUUCUACCAUAA